Momordica charantia (bitter melon) is the source of this 1994-nucleotide messenger RNA. Its product is annotated as Galactose oxidase/kelch repeat superfamily protein. Lineage: Eukaryota; Viridiplantae; Streptophyta; Magnoliopsida; Cucurbitales; Cucurbitaceae. Gene Ontology annotation, molecular function: protein binding. The record is from RefSeq and is a predicted model, not a curated record.
AUUUCUUUUUCUUUCUUUCUUGUUCGUGUACAAUGCUGACUCAAUACAAUUUAGACCCAUUUUGCAAAAUUUCCUUUUUACUCGACAAUUCUUGAAUUUUCUUGUUUGAAUCACGGCGUUCUUUAUAACCCACUUUUCUUCUGUUGAAUUUGAGACCGGUUUAACUUCGAAUGCAAAUUUCUGAUGUAUUUUAUUCUCGUCUUCCCCCUUUCUGCCUUGGUUUCCGGAUGUUUGAGUGAAUAAUACGAUUUAGAGUUCAGUUGGGGUUUUCUCUUUUUCCCCCUCCAUAAAUCUCAGGUUUUGGAAGAAUUUGUGAUUAUAUAGGGAUUAGAUGAUGGGUAUGAAUUGAUUUGCAUACGUUAGGUUGUUGGCUAGAAUUUCCUUGAUUUUCGAGUUGGAACAGUUAAAUUCAUGCGGAUAUAGCCUUGAAGUUUGAAGCUAUUGAGGCAGUUUAGGUGCAGGGAACCAGGAUCAUGCACAAUAGACGGGGCUCGUAACCGCAUUAUCAAUACGAGUCAUUUAAGUGAAUACUUUAUUCUGUUUUUGAGUUCUAAUCUUAGAUUGAGUAUGAGAGUUUUUAUCAGAAAUCUCCUGCCUUGAGUGGCAUCAGGACCAGCCCAAUGAGCUCCCCUAUUAAUCCGAUGGUCAGUUCCUAGCCGGCAAAUCCAAGCUUGAUUCUCUAGUCGAUAUUGAAGACCUGAGAUUACUUGCUGCCUGAAUAAGAAACAGUCUGUCCUGGAUAAUCAUCUGAAACGAAUGAAAAUUGAUUAUUAUGUCUGAAUUGAUUGACGGUCUCCCAGACGCUGUUGCCCUCAGGUGCCUUGCACGUGUCCCCUUCCAUCUAUAUCAGACGUUGGAGCUUGUUUCUCACUCCUGGAAAGCUGCCAUUCGUAGUGCUGAACUGUUUAGAGUUCGACGGGAGAUUGGAUCAUCAGAAAAUCUAUUAUGUGUGUGCGCAUUUGAACCUGAGAAUCUAUGGCAGCUCUAUGACCCCCUCAGAGACCUUUGGAUAACUCUUCCUGUAUUUCCAUCAAAGAUUAGGCAUCUUGCACACUUUGGUGCUGUCUCCACUGCUGGAAAGUUGUUUGUGGUCGGUGGUGGAAGUGAUGCUGUUGAUCCAUUAACUGGUGAUCAAGAUAGGAACUUCGCAACCAAUGAGGUGUGGUCAUAUGAUCCUGUAAUACAUAAGUGGUCGCAACGAGCACCGAUGCUUGUAGCACGUGCCAUGUUUGCAUGCUGUGUUUUGGGUGGAAAGAUUGUUGUUGCAGGUGGUUUCACAAGCUGCAGAAAAUCGAUUUCUCAGGCAGAAGUGUACGAUCCUGAUAAAGAUGUUUGGAUUCCACUGCCUGAUUUACACCAUACUCACAAUUCUGCUUGCACAGGGGCAGUGAUUGGAGGGAAGUUGCACGUCUUGCACAAGGGAUUGUCGACAGUGCAAAUUUUCGACAAUGUGCGGCCUGGAUGGAGAGUUGAGGAUUAUGGUUGGCUCCAAGGUCCAAUGGUUGUUGUCCAGGACUCACUUUAUGUGAUGAGUCAUGGACUAAUAUUCAAGCAUGACAAAGAAGUGAGGAAAGUGGUUAUUUCAGCAUCCGAGUUUCGUCAACGAAUUGGGUUUGCGAUGAUCGGUUUGAGAGAUGAAAUUUAUGUGAUUGGAGGGGAUAUCGGUCCCGACCGUUUGAAUUGGGACAUCAAACCAACGUCUGAUGUUGACAUAUUGACAACAGCAGGUGAGAGGCCUACAUGGCGACAUGCAGCUCCAAUGACAAGAUGCCGUGGGGCGAUUCGGGGAUGUGCUGAGUUGAGAAUUUAGGACCCCAUUCGUUAUUGUGUUGCUUGCUGCCUUGUCAUUGAAUUGUGUUUGGCUGUUGAAUCCCUCGUAUUGGCAUUUCUGGUGGCUGCCUCUUUUUGUAAUCUUUGGUCUUUGAUGUUUAUUCUGGGAGUAGGAAUAUUUUAUGUCUAAUAUUUAUAUCUUCAACAAGUGAACUUUUUUUCUA